UGUGGCGGGGGCGGCUUCGGGUGUCGGGCGAUGGAGGAGCCUAAUGUGGGUGGAGGGGCCGCGGCGGUGCCUGAGGGGGCGGAUCCGGCUGGCGGCGGCGGCGGCGGGCCGGGCGCCCCGGCGUCUCCUUGGAGGAAGACCACGCCGCCGCCUGUGGCGGGGGAGGCGGUGGUCAUGGGGGCCAAGUCGUGGCCCGCGCUGGAGGAGGCUAGGCAGAAGGUUGCCGCGGAGGCCGCGACGAGGUCCUGGGCGGGCAAUGCUGGCGGCGGCGAAGCGGCGAAGGGGGCGCAGGUGCAGCAGCCGUCCCCUCCCCCGCCACAGCCGCAGGCAUCUAAUCGCACACACAAGUUUGAUGGCCAUGGAAAUCCCAACAAGAAUAAUCAAGCAUACCAUAAAAAUGGCCCAAAGAGACGUCCUCCUGCUGCAAAUGGGCCUCCAUCUUAUCCUGCGGCGAUGCCAUAUCACCAACAUCCAGGGCAACCUUUUUACUACCCUGUUAUCCCCAGUCCAAUGAUAGUACAUGAAUAUCCUUACCCACCUUUUGCUGUUCCGGUUCCAAGUCAUGACCCGCAUGCUGGAAAAUCUGGAUAUGAGAACUCUAUGCCUCCUUUUGCUCCACUAGAUCAAGCUGGUGGUAAUGAAGGUAACAGGCCAGUGCCUCCACAACCGAGGGGAGACCUUCAUGCUUGGCGGCCUCCUGUUGGUACCCAUGGCGCAAGACCCCAUUCUGGUCUUGAAGGCCGUGGCCAUUUUAAUCACAAUUGGCAAAACCCUCAGAUGUUCGGUACUAGGGAAAACACAAGUGUACCACAAGGUGUUGGGCCAAGAGCUUUUAUGAGACCAAUGGGACAUCUGCCUCACCCUGUUGGAUACAUAAAUGGUCCACCAUACCCUGGGCCUAUGCCUCCCGUGUAUUAUUACAUGCCUGCUGUACCCAUGGAGCCAAUGAGAGGUCCACCCCGUUUUACCCCAAAUCAACCACCUUCUCAUCCUGUUUUAUCUCCUGAAGCAGCUGAUUUAAGAGCUAAAAUACUAGCUCAAGUGGAGUACUAUUUUAGUGAUAGUAAUCUGGAUCAUGAUAAUUUCCUUAAAUCCUUAAUGGAUGAACAUGGCUGGGUUCCAAUUUCCAAAGUUGCAGACUUCAAUAGGCUUAAGAAAAUGGCUACUGAUAUACAACUGAUUGUAGAAGCAUUGGCAAUCUCAACUCUUUUAGAAGUUCAGGAUGGUAAUAUAAGGCGGCGUUCUAACUGGUCGAAGUGGGUUUCCUUGUCUGGGACAUCUCUUCAGAGUCCAUCAUCGACCAGUAUGGAUAACACUACUGGUGAAUGUAAUACUGGUCCCUUCUCAAAUAAGGAUUAUUAUUCUGAAGAUGAAAAGAAGCAUCCUCAUCCUGGCAGCACAGAUUGUGUUGGUAUGGAGACAAAUGUUUCUGAUGAGCCAUCACAGGAUACACUCACUAGUUCAGUCACAUCACUGAAUAAGGGCUUAUCAAACAUUAGUAUUGAUAAUAAGCCUAAGAACAUUUCUGCAUGCUCUGUGAACUCACAAAAACAUGAAGCUGCUUUUAGGACUGGUGAUGUUAAAGUUCAUAAAGUAAACACAAACAUAAAAGUGCCUGAUUCUCAGAGUGAAAGAGGUUUCUGCAAUGAUUUGCCAAGUGACUCUCCUAGAUUCAGCGGCGAUCAAAGCACAUUCUUGCUUGACGAGGAAUUAGAAUUGGAACAUGCAGAGUUUUCACAAGAUAUCUAUUCACAUAAAAGGGUUGAUGAUGAGGAAGACGAUUUUUAUGUUGACGACCAAGAUGUGAACAGACUAAUAAUCGUUACACAGGAUGGCAAAACUUGCUCAAGUGUACCUCAAGCAUUUUCAAAAGAGGAAGUUUCAAGAAUCAACGAGGGCUUAUAUUACUAUGAGAAUCACGCUUAUAAUCAAAGAAGUUUCCACGCUGGCACCAUAGACAUUGAUUCUAAACCAGCUGGUGGUCCAAAAGGGAACCCGACUAACAUUGGAACUAAUGGAAUUGAAGAAUCUGGACAACCUAUCCCACGAAGGCGGCAUAGCAGAGGCAAUAGAAAAGCACAGUCCUCGCAUAAGCAGAGGUUCUUUCCCGGUAACUUUGCAAAUAACCCUAACAACCGAUCUCACUAUGGCGGUGUAUCAGAGAGCCCCCCAAGCAAUUCAAUUGGAUAUUUCUAUGGAUCUACUCCAGAAAACCACAGCUAUAGAAGUUCAAGGUUGAGCUCAUCUCCUCAUGGAGUCCCUACUGGUAGUUCACCUGUUGGUUCUGUGCCCAAAUCUUUCCCACCAUUUCAGCAUCCAAGUCAUCAGCUUUUAGAGAAAAAUAAAUUCCAGCAGCAAAGGUACAAUAAGUUCAAAAAUCGAUGCCUCACUGAACGCAAGAAGUUAGGAAUUGGUUGCAGUGAGGAAAUGAAUUCACUAUAUCGUUUUUGGUCGUAUUAUCUGAGAGAUAAUUUUAAUGAGGACAUGUACAAACAUUUUAAGAAGUUUGCGCUAGAUGAUGCGGCAGCAAAUUAUAGAUAUGGACUUGAAUGUCUCUUCAGAUUUUAUAGUUAUGGUUUGGAGAAAAACUUCCAACGCAAUGUGUAUGAAGAUUUCGAGCAGCUGACACUUGAAUUCCAUCACAAGGGUGAUAUUUAUGGACUUGAAAAAUACUGGGCUUUCCACUAUUUCCGAAAUAAAGAUAGCAGCCCCAUUAGCAAGCAUCCAGAGUUGGAGAGGCUCCUAAAGGAGGAAUUCCGAACCAUCGAGGACUUCAAGGCACGGAGGGCGCCGGACAAAGAAGCCGGCAACAGUAACAGCAACACGGCUCCUGCAGCCGCAGGCCUUAACAAGGCUGAUGCCAAGUAGGCCCUAGCAUGGCAUGAAAUUUUGGUGGUCAUCCCACAGAAAGGAGAAAGUAGCGACCGUUUUUGUUUGGUGAAAAACUAAGGAUUUGAGUAGACACCUGUGCAGAUUUUGUUCUCCCCUGCCGACGAUGCUUGUGUGGCCGUCCAGGAAAUUUUCCCUCUUGCAUUUUUUGCCAUUACCUUCCUGGCGCCAGUGGGAUUUGUACAUAAAGAUAAUAAUUACCUGUUGAUUAAAAUGGACAAAUAAUAUAGCCUGGAGUUAAAAAAGACAUGGCACUGUCGUCCUGUCUUUGGUUUACCCGUUUACU
Oryza brachyantha (malo sina) is the source of this 3175-nucleotide messenger RNA. Its product is annotated as la-related protein 1A. The transcript is spliced from 14 exons. Gene Ontology annotation, molecular function: RNA cap binding. NCBI's taxonomy places the organism in Eukaryota, Viridiplantae, Streptophyta, Magnoliopsida, Poales, Poaceae. Gene Ontology annotation, biological process: mRNA stabilization. Bases 31 to 2868 code for a protein of 945 amino acids. The record is from RefSeq and is a predicted model, not a curated record.